AUGCCAAGUCAGGAUGAUCAAGCAAAAAAGUUUUCUAUAUGCAAUGUAUGUCUAACAAAUCAAGACAACCAACUUAAGAAAACUCCAGACUUUGAAGCUAAAAAAACCAGACUUUAUGUAAAGCAAGCUUGUACUAAUUGCCGAGCGAAGAAAGAGAAAUGCUCAGGAGGAGAUAGGUGCACAAAUUGUGUUCGAAGGAACAAAGAAUGUACUUAUGUUAGUUCUGGUAAAAAACGUGGACCAAAACCCAAAGAACCAUUAAGACCAACAUAUCAUUAG
Cetraspora pellucida is the source of this 279-nucleotide messenger RNA. The record is from the annotation of a GenBank genome assembly. Lineage: Eukaryota; Fungi; Glomeromycota; Glomeromycetes; Diversisporales; Gigasporaceae.